CGCACAUAAACUCCCCGCAGCGCCGCGGCGCCGCUCACUGCUCCGACCCUCCAAGAGAAGCAGCUAGCCGGCUAGCUAGCUAGCCCCGCGUCCCGGCGAGAGGAAAUGAAGAGGAGGUUACAUAAGAAAUACCUGGUUUUGAUCCUGGCGUACUCCGCUCUGCUGCUGUUGAUCCCCUACGUGUUGGACUACCGGGACAAAUCCGUCCAGCGCGCUAAACGGCCGCUGCCGCAGCAACAGCCGCGAUGCCCGGACCUGGAGAGCUCCGUGGCGCUGCUGUGGGAUAACGGUUACCGGGCGAACGGCAGCGACGCGGCGGAGCCCGCCGGCAACCGGAGCCGGUCGCGGAUCCACAUCUACCUGCACGCCACCUGGAGGACCGGCUCCUCGUUCCUGGGGGAGUUGUUCAACCAGCACCCCGAUGCGUUCUACCUGUACGAGCCCAUGUGGCACAUCUGGCAGGCUCUGUACCCGGGGGACGCGGGCAGCCUGCAGGGCGCGGUGCGCGACAUGAUGAACAGCCUGUACCGCUGCGACUUCUCGGUCCUCAAGCUGUACGCCGGCUCGCAGAACAUCACCACGUCCUUCAUCUUCGGCUGGAAGAUGAACAAGGUGAUCUGCUCGGAGCCGCUGUGCGACGCGCACAGGCGGCACGACAUCGGGCUGGUGCGGGAGGACCGCUGCGCCAAGUGCCAGAAGCGGGACAUCCGGGAGCUGGAGAGGGAGUGCAAGAAGUACCCGGUGAUGGUCAUCAAAGGCGUGCGCGUGUUGGACCUGAGCACGCUGGUGCCGCUGAUGAGAGACCCCGAGAUCAACCUGCGGGUCGUCCAGCUCUUCAGGGACCCGAGGGCCGUGCACAACUCGCGGCUGAAGUCCAAGCAGGCCCUGGUGAAGGAGAGCAUCCAGGUGCUGCGCAGCAAGAAGCAGACGGACAAGUACAAGCGGCUCCUCGUUCCGAGCAACCGGGUGAACCGGGCCGAGAGCUACGUCUCCAGCGCCAUGGAGCUCAUCUGCGACAACUGGCUCGGGGACAUGAUGCUGGUGGCCAACGCGCCUCCCUGGCUGAGGAGGAACUACCUGCGGGUCCGCUACGAGGACCUGGUGCUGCACCCGAUGGAGGAGCUCCAGAGGCUCCUGCGCUUCUCCAACCUCAGCACCUCCCCGGCCCUGGAGAAGUUCGCGCUGAACAUGACGCGCGGCCAGGGUUACUCCUCGGACAGGCCGUUCCUCAUUUCCUCCAGGGACGCCAAGGAGGCGAUCUACGCCUGGAGGGAGCGGCUCAGCGUGGAGCAGAUCCACCAGGUGGAGGCCUACUGCAGCGAGGUCAUGAGGCAGCUCGGGUACGGGAGGAACAACGUGGACAAAAGCCCGUGAGGACGUGCCGAGGUGAGCGUGCGCCUUUCCGACGGAAAUCAGCAGAGAGGCGCCGAAACCGCCCGCCGGGCCCCGCUGCUGACCUUUGACCCCCAUCCUCUCACCGAGGCCAAUUGGACUCUGCAGCGUUUGACGUGUGCGCGCUUUAAAUGAGCUCUAGGUGUGAUGUCCGCCUGGCGUUCAGACUGAGCUUUUCCGAGCGCUGACGUCAUCAACGCGGCUGGAUGGCAUCGUUUCAUUUGAUUAACACCGUUUCGCUCACGGCGCCUUUUUAACGGAAGGGAACGACAACAAUGGACUCUGCCUUUGUGUCGUAGAUAACCGCUUAAUCUGUGUGUCCGUGUGGUUUUAUUUCCUCACAUCAGAGGGGGGGGGGGCUCAUUUAUCUGGAGGCUCCUCGGUUUCUCGAUGAGUUUGACUCCACUAACAGAUUUUUAAUAUCCACCAGAGCGAGGCGGCGGCAGCAGGAAGGUUUCCCCCUCCUCAAUAACCGGCUGCUGCUGGUUCAUAGAGGCUUCAUUGUUUCCCCGCUGGCAGGGCUCGGCCCUCUCAUGGGGGGGGGAGGGAACUGGCAGCAAGUCUCCCGACGCCGCUGCCGAGAAGGGGGGGGGGUCAUUGUCCCCGACGAGUCACCCGCCAAGCAGCCGGGCGCCCAGCAGAAACCGGGUGGAGGCAGCCCGGUCCCGCCGGCGCCACCCGGAGUCGAGCCCCGAUGGACGUGAACGGGCUACUGGGCGCAGGCCCAACGUGUCCCUCGCCAAUGCGGUCUGAACACGAGGUGUGUGGGGUGUGGGUGGGGGGCGGCGGCGCCUGAUGGGCCCGCGCUGCCAGGGGUGCAGAUGGGGGCCGUGCACAUCGUUAAUCCCGCCAGGAAGUGACCUUCUGCUCCGAGUCGGUUUCCAGCCAGCAGCUGUAGUGUUGAUCUCCUCCCUUCUCUUCCAGCUGCUCGGUGUUUCUGCGCCGAGGGUGAAAGGUGGGACGCGAAAACGAGCAGCUGGAAUGUGAUCAGCGGGGGUGGGGGGUUGGUCGGGGGGGGAAGAGCAGCUUAGUUGUACGUUGUUUAAUGCCAGCGGGACGUCGAGGGGAAUCACAGCAGACGGGUUUCUGUCCGUUUUAGUAGCACUAAACCCUCCUCGGAGCCAGAAGGGGCCCAACACGGGACUUGGGGAGGACGACCCCCCCCCCCGACCCCCACACACACACACACACACCCGCGUGGUCUACGAGUAGCGGCUGCUAGGAGAGAAGAAACUACAGUACUUUCUGGGGCCGGGGGCCCGGCCGAGGGACCUUCUGCUCCCCUCAGGAAUCCCGAGCAGCUGCAGCCCCCCCGACCGACUGAAACACUCCGGCGGGUGUGAAGCGCCGCCUCGCUCCCCAACCAGCGGUUCACUGUAUUUUGUGUAGUCGCAGACGGCACGGAUUCAUUUUGUGUUCAGUUUUCUUUUCUUGGUCGAAAACAUGUAAAAAAAUAAUAAAAUGCUGCGGCGUCGACCAGCAUCAAGCGUUCAACUUCAGAAGUUGGUUCUGUAAUCAUCCGGCUCUCUUGACAAUAAAGUGGCCGCGGUGACGUUU
Messenger RNA from Gasterosteus aculeatus aculeatus (three-spined stickleback), 2949 nucleotides. The record is from RefSeq and is a predicted model, not a curated record. Lineage: Eukaryota; Metazoa; Chordata; Actinopteri; Perciformes; Gasterosteidae.